AUGUCAUCGCAUAAUAGAUCAAAAAGUCGAACAUAUUAUUCACAAGCUGGUGAUCAUUAUGUGGAUAGCAAAUCUAAACAAUUACUUUUUCAGGAAGCUCAAGUAUGUACAAUGGGAAGAACUAUAUUAAAGAAUGGUGAAACAUUUGAUGCAAAUGCAGCUGAUAAUUUAUUAGAGAAACAUUAUAAAAGACGAAAAUCACAUGGUUCAAUGUAUUGUUUAGUGGAUAGAGUAAGAUUUCAAAAAAGUAGAUCAACUGGUUCACGUUCGUAUAGACCUGAUCUAACUUAUCGAGAAAUUAAUCGUUUUUAUGAACACAGAAGUCGACCUGAUUGUUUUACAUUAGGAAUAGAAGAUGAAAGAACUGGGAGACGAUCCUAUGAAUCAUAUAAAUGUAAAAGACCUGAAGACGUUGGUUUGCUGCGUAAUACAAUACUUAAGGCACAACAAGAUCCAUAUUUUCUUUUGAAAGAUUCUACACCAAUCCGUCAAAUUUCUGUAUCACCGACAUACUAUCAUGAUACUUCACCUCGAAAUGGUCCAGUUACAGUGAUUACUGUCCCACCUGAACAUACCAGAUCGUAUGAGAGAACAGUUCGCUCCCCAUCACCAGUGUAUAUUAGACCUGUGACAAGACAAAGUGUACGUCGUUCGCCUUCACCUGAAGAUGUCUAUGUGUAUCGGAAUAGUCGACCAGUCAGUAUUGAACGACGAUAUGAUACAAUCGAGCCAAUUAGACCACGUAGUGUUACAAGCUAUAGAACCGUAUCUAGUCCAGGGGUGAAUGAAGAAGUAACUUAUCUAAAAGUAGAUAAUCAAACAGGAGCUCAAAUAUCUCCUAAUGGUCCAAUAUACAUGUAUGUUUCAAGAUCAAGACCUGCUGAUGAUUUGGUAUCAUCACCAGACGUAUCAAGUUAUCAACCAACAAGGAGAAGCAUCUAUUAUAACAGAUAA
Schistosoma spindalis is the source of this 954-nucleotide messenger RNA. Lineage: Eukaryota; Metazoa; Platyhelminthes; Trematoda; Strigeidida; Schistosomatidae. The record is from the annotation of a GenBank genome assembly.